Messenger RNA from Vanderwaltozyma polyspora DSM 70294, 1692 nucleotides. RefSeq names its product alkaline phosphatase PHO8 (gene PHO8). The transcript has a single exon. Gene Ontology annotation, biological process: dephosphorylation. Gene Ontology annotation, molecular function: alkaline phosphatase activity. Gene Ontology annotation, cellular component: fungal-type vacuole membrane. Lineage: Eukaryota; Fungi; Ascomycota; Saccharomycetes; Saccharomycetales; Saccharomycetaceae. The record is from RefSeq and is a predicted model, not a curated record. Bases 1 to 1692 code for a protein of 563 amino acids.
AUGCCAUCUCAAGAUCAAUCAUCUCCUUUAAUCUAUCUCUAUCCUUUGAAAAAUGAUGGUAUUGCCGGUCAUAAUGGGAGAAAACGUAUAGUUUUCUUAUUAUUCUCACUAUCGUUCUUAUUAUUGUUGGCUUCUUCAGUUACUAUAUUUAACGAUAAUUCGUUAUAUUCAAGUAUUGCUAAAAAAAAUCUGAAUACAACAAAAAAUAAAAAGAAUUUGAUUUUCUUCGUCACUGAUGGUAUGGGCCCUGCUUCUUUAUCCAUGGCAAGGUCUUUCUAUCAAUUCGAAAAAAAUCUACCUUAUUACAACAUUCUUCAUCUAGAUCAUCAUUUAAUUGGUUCUUCAAGAACAAGAUCAAAUAGUUCGUUAGUCACCGACUCCGCUGCUGGUGCAACUGCUUUCAGUUGCGGUUUGAAGUCUUACAACGGUGCCAUAGGUGUGGACCCUUUCAAAAAUCCUUGUGGCACAAUUUUGGAAGCUGCAAAACUAAGUGGAUAUUCAACAGGCUUAGUGGUCACUACAAGAUUAACUGAUGCUACACCAGCUUCCUUCAGUUCCCACGUAGACUACCGUGUUCAAGAGGAUCAAAUUGCUUUACAACAAUUAGGCCAUUACUCCUUAGGUCCAAUGGUAGACCUAUUAAUGGGAGGUGGAAGAACUCAUUUCUAUACCGGCAUAAAUAAAUUCGGUUCUUUUGGUUCCCGUAAGGAUAACAGAAAUUUAAUUAAGGAAUCCAUCGCUAAUGGUUGGUCCUACGCAGGUUCAAGAAAUGAAUUCGAUUCUUUAAAACUUGGUGAAAACGUCACUUUGCCUUUCUUGGGUUUGUUCGCUGAUUAUGAUAUUCCUUUCGAAAUCGAUAGAGAUCCACAUAAAUUCCCAUCGUUAUAUGAACAAACUGUCACCGCUUUAACUGCUUUGAGUAAACAUACUGAAAACUCUGAUAAAGGUUUCUUUAUCAUGAUUGAAGGUUCAAGGAUCGAUCAUGCUGGCCAUCAAAAUGAUCCUGCCGCUCAAGUAAGAGAAGUCUUAGGUUUUGAUGACGCAUUUAGAGCAGCUAUAGAGUUUGCUAAUAAUUCGGAUGUUGAAACUGUAAUCAUUUCAACUUCAGACCAUGAAACUGGUGGUUUAGUUACUUCAAGACAAGUUACAAAAGAAUAUCCUGAAUACGAGUGGUUCCCAAAAGUUUUAUCAAAUUCAAAACAUUCAGGGGAAUAUUUAAAGAAGAAACUAGUUUAUCAUAACUUUAAUGGAGAUCUUCUUGCUAAGAGAAAUUAUAUUAAGAAUGAUAUCUUUGAAAGUGGUUUAGGUAUUUUUGACUAUACAGAAAAUGACAUCAAUGAAAUUUUAGGUUUUAUCGAUGACAAUGAUAUUCAAGAUAAAUUGAAUGAAAUGGUUUCUGUUAGAGCAGAAAUCGGUUGGACCACCCAUGGUCAUUCAGCUGUCGAUGUUAAUAUUUACGCCUAUGCAAAUAGAGAAAAAGCUUGGUUUAACAUUUUAUCUCAUUUGCAAGGUAAUCACGAAAAUAUUGAAAUUGGAAAAUUUAUGGCAGAUUAUUUAGACCUAGAUUUAGAUCAUGUUACAGGCUUAAUUAAAGAUGUCGAUCAUUCUCCACCUAGUGUUAUUAAGGAAGAAUUAGAAUCAGGCAUUGCUAUGGCAGAUGAAUAUCAUAAAGUCAAUUAUCAAUCAGAAUAG